Messenger RNA from Ectocarpus sp. CCAP 1310/34, 675 nucleotides. The record is from the annotation of a GenBank genome assembly. NCBI's taxonomy places the organism in Eukaryota, Phaeophyceae, Ectocarpales, Ectocarpaceae.
AUGCAGAAGCACGUUACCCGUAUGGGGCGCCAGCUCAAGGACCCCACGGUGAAGACCACUUGGAAGACGUACCCCGAGGUCAUGCGCAGGGUGGAGGAUGUUGUAGCCAGUAUGGCACCCACGCGACGCUACAGAGACAAGUUCGGGCCACAGCAGCAGCACGGCGUGGUGGAGCCCAAGAAAUCCAACGUGGCGACGUUGGAGACGGCACACGACAGCCCGGAACAGCCCGCGACGUCUCUGCAGCGCCAGCAGCAGGCGGCGAUAAAGUCCCACAAAUCCACACUGGCGGCGGCGGUACCGGCGCACGCCAACCCAGAGCAGCCCGCAACGGCACAUCAGCGCAAGCAGCAAGGGGCGGUGGAGCCCAAGAUGUCUUUCAUAACGCGUCUCGCCCUUCGCUCUGACGCGUCCACGGCGGAGCACAUGUCCGCUCCUGCGAUGGUUUUGUUCUUCUUCGCAUGCCAGGGGUUCGGGCCCCGGGGGGAAGCGGGGGAACGGCAGGCGACGACGGAGCCCGGCCCCGAAGACCGACUGGCGCCUGUAGGUCCCUCCCUCUUGGGGGCCCAGGUAGCGCCAGCCGUUGCUCCUGUCGGGCAGGGGAGCGGCCUGGUCGACCUGCUCGGCGAGCACCACCGGUACUCGGGCCGCGGAGCCGUGCCGCCGGCGCAGUAA